AUGGCAGGCCCCAGGAGCAUCGCAGCCGGACUCCUGCUCCUGGCCCUGUGUGCCCACCACCUCGCCCCCGCGGGCUCCGUGGCCAUCCCCAUUUCCUGCUGCAUGUCCUUUGUUUCCAAGAAAAUUCCCGAGAACCGAGUGGUCAGCUACCAACUGUCCAACGGGAGCGUGUGCCCCAAGGCAGGAGUGAUCUUCACCACCAAGAAGGGCCUGAAGUUCUGUGGAGACCCCAAGCAGCAGUGGGUCCAGAAGUACAUGAAGAACUUGGAUGCCAAGCAGAAGAAAGCUUCCACACGGGCCAGGGCGGUGGGCGUCAAGGUCUCUGCCCAGAGACGCCCUGGCGACAGCACCACCACCUAAUCACUGCCCAGCCUGCAGCCCUGAGCUUGGGCCUGGGGUG
Messenger RNA from Propithecus coquereli (Coquerel's sifaka), 400 nucleotides. RefSeq names its product chemokine (C-C motif) ligand 24 (gene CCL24). Gene Ontology annotation, molecular function: CCR chemokine receptor binding; chemokine activity. The coding region runs from base 1 to 360 and encodes 119 amino acids. Gene Ontology annotation, cellular component: extracellular region. The record is from RefSeq and is a predicted model, not a curated record. The transcript has 3 exons. Gene Ontology annotation, biological process: cellular response to tumor necrosis factor; G protein-coupled receptor signaling pathway; immune response. NCBI's taxonomy places the organism in Eukaryota, Metazoa, Chordata, Mammalia, Primates, Indriidae.